Physcomitrium patens is the source of this 2783-nucleotide messenger RNA. Its product is annotated as ATP-dependent zinc metalloprotease FTSH, chloroplastic. Gene Ontology annotation, cellular component: chloroplast thylakoid membrane. Lineage: Eukaryota; Viridiplantae; Streptophyta; Bryopsida; Funariales; Funariaceae. The record is from RefSeq and is a predicted model, not a curated record. Gene Ontology annotation, molecular function: ATP binding; metalloendopeptidase activity; ATP-dependent peptidase activity. Gene Ontology annotation, biological process: proteolysis.
GAGGGACACACAGAAAGCUUGGAGCUUGAAGGGCCCCUUUAGAAUGGACCCUCGGAGAAUUCGAGAUUCAAUUCCAAUCACACUCCCUACCCCCCCUCAGCCUCCACUUACUACAAGUGGUCGUCUGUUCUGCCAGAAACAAACCAAUCUGCAGCACGCAGGACCUGGAGGUACCUGGAUAAGUAGUGAGAAAUUAGGGGAUUUUUAAGUGAUUAGUAGCGAUGGCACAGGUGAUGGGAUUGACAGCAUUGCCGUCAUGCGCGAUUAGCGAGGGUGCUGUUGCGGGUAACAGAGUUUUGAGGACGAGGGGAGCAGGGAAAGCGUUUUCGAGGUCGACGUUGUUGGGUAACCGGUUGGCGUUAGCUGUGUCGGUAGAGCUUGCCGCAUCGAAGAAGAGAAGCCUCGCCGCGAGAGCUUCCUUCAAGGAUGUGAACACCAUUCCUGUCGCCACCAUGGCGUCACUCGUCCUGGCUCUCGCCGGGAGCCCUGCCAUGGCUGCCGAUUUGCCUACUCCUCCUCAAUUCCAACAGACUGCUACUGAAGCUGUCCAGGCCCAGGCCAAGACUGCAGCGAAUGCGUUGUCAGGUGCGGCUGUAGCUGCACCUCCAGUUGCUGUGAAGAAAGUCUCGGACCUUCCCGAAGGUGCGAACUGGCGUUACAGCGAGUUCUUGAAUGCUGUGAAGGCAGGAAAGGUGGAGAGGGUUAGGUUUGCCAAGGAUGGCACCACGCUGCAAUUGACGGCAGUCGAUGGAAGGAGGGCUAAUGUCACCUUGCCCAAUGACCCCGACUUGGUCGACAUCCUCGCUAUGAACGGCGUCGACAUCUCCGUCUCCGAGGGUGAGGCAGCCAACAAUUACAUCAAUGUGUUGGGCAAUCUGCUUUUCCCUCUCUUGGCCUUCGGUGGACUGUUCUUCUUGUUCAGAAGGGCUCAGGGUGGCCAAGGGGGCCCUGGAGGUAUGGGAGGACCCAUGGACUUCGGCAGGUCGAAAUCCAAGUUCCAGGAGGUACCCGAGACUGGUGUCACAUUCGCCGAUGUCGCAGGAGCCGAUCAGGCCAAGCUUGAGCUUCAAGAAGUUGUGGAUUUUCUGAAGAACCCUGACAAAUACACAGCCCUAGGUGCCAAGAUUCCCAAGGGAUGUUUGCUCGUCGGUCCUCCCGGAACAGGAAAGACUCUUCUCGCAAGGGCUGUGUCCGGAGAGGCCGGUGUUCCUUUCUUCUCAUGCGCAGCCUCAGAAUUCGUUGAACUCUUCGUCGGUGUGGGAGCUUCUCGUGUCCGCGACUUGUUCGAGAAGGCCAAGGCUAAGGCUCCUUGCAUCGUCUUCAUCGAUGAGAUUGAUGCCGUGGGUAGGCAGAGAGGAGCCGGUAUGGGAGGAGGAAAUGAUGAGCGGGAGCAGACCAUUAACCAACUGCUUACAGAGAUGGACGGUUUCAGUGGCAACAGCGGAGUCAUUGUGUUGGCUGCCACCAACAGACCCGAUGUCCUCGACUCCGCUCUUCUCCGACCUGGACGAUUCGACAGGCAGGUUACCGUUGACAGGCCAGACGUUCAAGGUCGUGUCAGAAUUCUUCAGGUUCACUCUCGUGGAAAGACAUUGGCCAAGGAUGUCGAUUUCGAGAAGAUUGCAAGGAGGACACCAGGGUUCACCGGUGCCGACCUACAGAACUUGAUGAACGAGGCUGCUAUCCUGGCAGCAAGGCGGGAGUUGAAGGAGAUUAGCAAGGACGAGAUUGCCGAUGCAUUGGAGCGCAUCAUCGCUGGUCCAGAGAAGAAGAACGCCGUCGUCUCCGAAGAGAAGAGGAAACUGGUUGCGUACCACGAAGCUGGACAUGCCUUGGUUGGUGCUUUGAUGCCCGAGUACGACCCAGUUGCCAAAAUCUCCAUUGUGCCCCGUGGUGGCGCUGGAGGAUUGACCUUCUUUGCUCCCAGUGAAGAAAGGCUGGAGUCCGGCCUCUACAGCAGAAGCUACCUCGAGAAUCAGAUGGCUGUUGCUCUGGGUGGACGAAUUGCGGAGGAGCUCAUCUAUGGUGCCGAGAAUGUCACCACCGGUGCUUCCAACGAUUUCAUGCAAGUCUCUCGUGUGGCUCGCCAGAUGGUGGAGCGAUUCGGCUUCAGCAAGAAGAUUGGGCAACUCUCACUCGGCGGUGGUGGUGGCAACCCGUUUCUAGGCCAGUCUGCUGGACAACAAUCCGACCACUCCAUGGCUACUGCCGAUGUUAUCGAUGCCGAAGUGAGGGAAUUGGUUGAGACUGCCUACACUCGCGCCAAGACGAUCAUGGAAACUCACAUCGAUAUCCUACACAAGCUCGCGGCGUUGUUGCUGGAGAAGGAGACUGUUGACGGCGAGGAGUUUCUCAACUUGUUUAUUGACGGACAAGCUGAGCUCUACGUGAACUAGACGACGGUGGAAUGGCUUCGUCCAUGUAGAGAUUCUUUGGCAGGUUGACGAGGGUCAAAGGACGGAGGGACCGAGGACGGAAUUUUAUUUUAUUUUAUUUUACUUCUAUUCAAAAACUUUUGUUCAAUAUUUUGUUAAAAAGCAAAGAUUUUUAUGGUAUCUGCAGGGGCAGUGAUCGGUCCUCCGAAGAUGCUGUAUCGGCUGUACACUACUCGUAGAAAAGAAACUGACCUGGUGAUUGAUCUUGCCGUGUUGUAAACAACUUUUCUCACGUCUGUCCGUCGCUUCCCUUCAAACCGUGAGUCUUGCUACUCUUCCUGUUCUAAAUUGCUAUUAAUGAAAUGAGUGAAUUGUUCACUCACCCUCGACGAUGUCGUAUUGCUUGUG